CCUUGUAUUUAUUCAUUUUAUAUUUUAAAAGUUGAAUUUCUUAAGUGUACCAAACAUUUAGGAAAAUAACUGUUUGGGGGCUGCAAGGAGCUCGUAACAUCGGAGUACAACCGUAAAUCCCCCCCAAAUCUAUAAUAAAAAUAAUAAUAGUAAUAAUAAUAUCAGAGUCAACUCUACUUUCACUUAUAUUGGGGACGUUUUGAAACGUAAUCCCCACAAUAGUCAAAGGAACACUGUAUACAUAAAGAAAGAAACAAAACUACAGUUAUUAUCUUAAUACAAACGCAUUUUUCCACCAAGAAAUGAAACUAUGUCUCUGGUUUCGUGCUGAAUCUUUUGAAAAUACAGAAAAAAGGAUUCCAAGAAGUCCAUGUAACACGCCUGACGCAUCCCUGGAUCUGAAGUAUGUACUCAAGGGACAAGAGAUCAACUUUAAGCCAUCCAUCAACGAAAAACCUGAUCAAAUUUUCUGGUUAUUUCAUGAUGCCCGAGGUGUGGUAUUAUUUAACGACCAGGGUGAAUUAAAGUUUCCCUCAUACGAGGACAGGAUCAUUCUGAAUCAUAGUACUGCAGAACUCACCAUCAACAACGCCAAAUAUGAAGACAGCGGAAGUUAUAUCUUAAGGUGGAACAUAAACAACGAGGAUUAUCGCUUAAAGUACCCAGUUGAGGUUAUAGACAAAGUAACCAAACCCAACAUAUCCUGUGAAAUGGUCAACCAAAAGCAGGCAUUCCUUGAGUGCUUAACAGAGGGCAAAAGUGAUCCUUUGUUAAAAUUUAAGUGGCGCUCACAGGGAAACGAGCAAAAUGGCCCAAUUUUGAAAAUAACUCUCAGCGAUAAACAAGAUGUUUAUCACUGUGAUGUGAGCAACCCCCUGACCAAUGAAACUGCGUCAUUCCUCGCCAAGGACUGCUUCCUUAUUGCCCGUUCCCCAGAUUCUGCACGGCAUCUGGAAUAUGUGCUCAAGGGCCAAGAGAUAACCCUUCUGCCGUCUAUCCCCGGAAAACCCGAUCUAGUCAGGUGGAUACAUGAUGGUAUAGAUCUAGUGUGGUUCGAUCCGCAGACAGGCAAAGAAGAAGUUUCUCCUUCCUACAAGGACAGGAUCACUCUGGAGCAAGAAUCUGCAAGGCUCACCAUCAAAGAUGCCACAUAUGAAGACAGCGGAAACUAUGACUUAAAGUGGAUGAUAAAUGACCAGCAUCAUCCUUUAAAAUACAGAAUUGAGGUUAUAGACAAAGUAGACCAACCACACAUAUCGUGUGUAUUGACCAGCCCAAACAGAGUGUUACUCAUUUGCUCAACAGACUCCAAACAUACUCAUUUAUUGGAGUUUAAGUGGCGCUCAGAUGCAAAGGAGCAUCCAGGCCCAAACUUGCAAAUAAAUGUGAGAGGGAAACAUGAUGAUCGAGUUUAUCGUUGUGAUGUGAGCAACCCUCUGACCAAGGAAAUGGCCAAUAUCACUGCUGGCGACUGCUUCCUGGGUAAUCAUCAUCAAUAUUCAUGCAACUGGAAGAUUACAACGAUUUUUGACAAGCCAUCAGGUGGUCCAAAUGACACCCAUGAAGGCAAAAUAAGAGUUUUACUAAUUUAAAAUUUAAAGACGCAUAUAAAGUGUUACCCCGCUAUAAUUGCGCUUCACCU
This is a messenger RNA of Syngnathus acus (greater pipefish), 1642 nucleotides long. RefSeq lists its product as uncharacterized. Bases 303 to 1592 code for a protein of 429 amino acids. The record is from RefSeq and is a predicted model, not a curated record. The transcript has 5 exons. Lineage: Eukaryota; Metazoa; Chordata; Actinopteri; Syngnathiformes; Syngnathidae.